Ixodes scapularis (black-legged tick) is the source of this 8423-nucleotide messenger RNA. Its product is annotated as ATP-binding cassette sub-family A member 7. Gene Ontology annotation, biological process: transmembrane transport; lipid transport. Gene Ontology annotation, cellular component: membrane; intracellular membrane-bounded organelle. The transcript is spliced from 47 exons. Gene Ontology annotation, molecular function: lipid carrier activity; ATP binding; ABC-type transporter activity. The coding region runs from base 87 to 6773 and encodes 2228 amino acids. The record is from RefSeq and is a predicted model, not a curated record. NCBI's taxonomy places the organism in Eukaryota, Metazoa, Arthropoda, Arachnida, Ixodida, Ixodidae.
CGGCAAGCCAGGCAAGCCUGUCCGGCCCUACUCGCCUGACGGAGAAAGCUGACCUAAUCGGCGUUGCCUAGGCACCUGCCGCAUGCAUGAAAAUGAGCUUUUGGGACCAGCUGGGUUUGUUGCUAUGGAAAAACUUUGCCGUGCACAGGCGUCAAAAGGUGCGUCUGCUGGUGGAGCUGGCAUGGCCCCUGCUGCUCUUCUUCAUACUGAUGUGGGUGCGCACGCGGGGCCUAAGGCUCUACAUGCACCAGUGUCACUUCGAGGCCAAGGCUAUGCCGUCUGCGGGGCUGCUGGCCUUCGUCCAGUCGACGGUGUGCACCCUGAACAACACGUGCCACCAGCAGGCUGUACCAGAUGGGAACCCCCAAGAGCUCAACGCCAGCCUGGUAGCCCAGCUGGUUCGGGACGUGCAGCACCUGGUCCGGGACCACUUGGGCAACCCAGACACGGCGGACAGCAUCCGGAGGCUGUCCGGGGACCUGGAAACUCUCUCCGCUUUUGUUCGGAAGCUUACAGACCCAGAAUUCCCCCUGGCAGGGAAGGUGGCCGUGGCAGACGUUCUGCGAGCCAAAGGCGCAGUGGAGGCUGGGUUUGCCUCCGCGGGCCUGUCCGACGUCUACCCUGCCUUCCUCGGUUCGAGCCUCGGCCUCGCAGCGGUGCAAAAGCUCUUCGAUCGGGGCAAGGAGGACGUGGGUACCUUCCUGUGCGGUCCCGACGGUCCAGUGUUGCUGGAGGCACCCGGGCAGUCUGCUGGGCUGCAGGAGCAGCUGUGCAAGCUACCUCCGGAUCAGGGCCGUGCACUGGCCACCCUGGUGUUGUCCGGCCUCGACUGGGAGCUUGCAGCAAAGCAGAUGGCGUCUGUGGCUGCGCAGAAUGGCCACCCACUCAGACCGAGCGAUUGGGCGGUGGCCCUGUCAGCAGCCCGUGCACUCACCGAGGAGGUGGGGCGCCUGGAGGGCCUGCGGCAGCUACUGGGCAGCCUGUCCGAGCGGGCGGCCCAGCUGGGGUCCCUGGUGGGGGGGCCCCCGCGGGAGGGCCGGGCCCUGGUGCGGCUGGUGCAGGGGGCCCUGUGCGGCCGGAACUCCUCGGUGCUGCUAGAGCCUGAGCGAAGCCCCGACCACCGGGUCCAGGAAUUCUCGGAGAAGGUCACCCGCAACAUGCAGCAGCGCAGGACCCAGGGGGCUAGCUACAUCUACGACAACACCACCUCACCUCGGUGCAACGAGGUGUUCCGCUCCCUGGAGGAAAACCAGCUGAGUCGCUUUGUGUGGAGGCAGCUCAAGCCCUUUGUGCGAGGGAAGAUCCUCUUCGCCCCGGACAGUCCGGCCACCCGCACGCUUGUCCGCAAGGUCAACGCCACCUUUGAGGCAACGGACCGGGUGAUGGUCAUGGCCCGGCGCUGGUCCCAGGAGCUGGCCCCGAGGCUCAGCCGGUGGCUGGGAAAUCGGUCGAGUACCCUGCACCAACUCGGGAGGCUGGCUUCCUCGGCAGGCCUGGGGGCCCUGCUGGUGGGGCAGGCAGAGCCCACCCAGGCAGCCUCGGCGCAAGAGGCCCUUUCCUGGCUGCUGGGUGACUGGGACUCCCACCUGCAACGCCUGGACGCGGCCGCACUGGCAGUCCAGCGAGCUCUCGAGUGCGUAGAAGGGGACCGCUUGGAGGGCUUCCCCUCGGAGGAGUCCCUGUUGGCCAGGGGCCAGUCCCUGAUGCGGGAGGACAAGCUGUGGGCUGCCCUGGUCUUCCCUGGUUUGGAGGGAGCCCAGAAACUACCCCCCUUCGUGCGCUACAAGAUCCGCAUGGACGCCCGCAAGGUGGACUCCACCAAAAGAACCAAGGACAGGAUCCAGAGCCCGGGCCCCCGCCGACGGCCGGCGAUGGACCUCAAGUACCUGACCUUCGGCUUCGCCUACUUGCAAGACCUGGUGGAGCAUGCCCUGGUGGCCCUGCACACUGGUCGCGAGGCCCCCGGGGUGUACCUGCAGCAGUUCCCGUACCCCUGCUACAUCUUCGACCAGUUCAUUGCCACCAUUUCGGAGUCCUUCCCCAUGUUCAUGGUGCUGUCCUGGGUGUACUGGUUCGCCAUGCUGGUCAAGGGCCUGGUGCGGGAAAAGGAGCUGCGCCUCAAGGAGGCCAUGCGGGCCACAGGGCUGGCCACGGGGCCCCUCUGGGCUGCCUGGCUGCUGGACGCCCUUGCCCUCAUGCUCACUUCCUCCCUCCUGCUCGCCUGCAUUCUCAAGUUUGGCCAGGUGCUGGACCACUCGAACUUUGGGGUGGUGUUCUCCUUCCUGGCCUGCUACGGGGUGGCAGCGGCGUGCCAGGCAUUCCUGGUGGCGGGCCUGUUCUCGAGGGCCAACGUGGCCGCCGCCGCGGGUGGCAUCCUCUUCUUCACCUGCUACCUGCCCUACCCUCUGAUCCGGCCCUGGAAGCAAGCCCUGGGCUUCAACCAAAGGCUCGCUCUGUGCCUGGUGCCCAACGUGGCCUUUGGCCUGGGCUGCAGCCAGCUUGCCCACCUGGAGGAGGAGGGCGUUGGAGUGCAUUGGGGCAACCUGUCCCAGGGCAGCCUGCCCCCCAGCACCUUCAGCCUGGCCCACGUGAUGGGCAUGCUGCUGUGGGAUGCCCUGCUCUGUUUCCUGCUCGCUUGGUACCUCGAGGGGGUAUGCCCAGGCCAGUACGGAGUGCCCAGGCCCUGGUACUUCCCGCUCAGCAGAUCUUACUGGUGCGGUGCGUCUCCGCGCCGCGGGAGCUACUCCUCCGCACGGGGCACCGGGUCCACGCAGCACGGGGCCCUCUCGGGGGGCCGCCCCGAGGACUUUGAGGAGGAGCCCCGGGACCUCCCUCUGGGCGUGUCCCUGCACGAGCUCACCAAGCGCUACCCGGGGGCCCGGAAGCCUGCCGUGGACGGGCUCAGCCUCAACUUCUACCAGGGCCAAAUCACCUCCUUUCUGGGACACAACGGGGCGGGGAAGACCACCACCAUGUCGAUCCUGACAGGGCUGUACCCCCCGACGAGCGGCACGGCUUUCAUCUGCGGCCGGGACGUGCGCAGCGAGAUGGACGCAAUCCGUCGGAGCCUGGGCACCUGCCCACAGCACAACGUCCUCUUCGACGACCUGACGGUGGCCGAGCACCUGUGGUUCUUUGGCCGGCUCAAGGGCCUCGGGAAGAAGGAAGCGGCCCGGGAGGCAGAUGCUUUCCUGCGGGACCUGUCCCUCGAGCACAGGAGGCACCAGUUCCCGGGACAGCUCUCCGGGGGCCUGCGCCGCAAGCUAUCGGUGUCCCUGGCUUUUGUCGGGGGCAGCCGCACGGUGCUGUUGGACGAGCCCACUGCCGGUGUGGACCCCCACGCCCGCCGCUCCAUCUGGGACCUCCUGCUCAGGCUCAGAGAUGGGCGCACGGUGAUCAUGAGCACGCACCACAUGGACGAGGCGGACCUCUUGGGGGACCGCAUCGCGGUGAUCGCCGAGGGGCGGCUGCGCUGCUGCGGCUCCUCCAUGUUCCUCAAGACGCGCUUCGGCAGCGGCUACUACCUCACCCUGGUCAGGGGCAAGGGUCUGGUCCCCCACGUGGACGGCAUGCUGGGUGGCCCUUUCGACACUGCAACUGCCCUGAGCAGCCUGAUGCGACAGCACCUGGGGCCGGGGGUGGAGCCUGCCACGCACCAAGGGGCGGACCUGUGCUACCGGCUGCCCCCCGGCGCCCCCCUGGCUGCACUCUGCGAGCAGCUGGACGCACAGCUGCCCCGGCUGGGGCUCACUGGCUACGGCAUCUCGGACACCAGCCUCGAGGAGGUGUUCCUCAGGGUCACCCAAGGCACCGGCGCUGGGGACAACCCGAAAGUUGAUGGGGCGGCCCCGGGUGACCGUGGGGAGUCCCUGGAGCCGCCUCGGAGCAAGCUGAAGGAGGCCCUGGGCAGCCUGAUCGCCUGGUGCGCCUCCCUGGGGAAGCCGAGAAAGGGCACUGACCAAGAGGAAGCAGCCUGCAGGCAGCACCUGGACCCCAGUCGUGACGCGGAGUCCCCCCGGGCACCCGUGGCAUCGAGGGUGGCGACGGGCAUGCACCGGCGCCAACUGGCGGCCAUGUACCGGCGACGCCUGACGCGCAGCUCCCGCAACUACAGGGGACUCUUCUGCGAGAUAGUACUUCCGGCGCUUUUUGUGCUGCUUGCCCUGGUGUGCACGCUGGUCGUCCCGCCCCUUUCGGAGGAGCCCCCCCUGGAGCUGAGCCCCCAAGUGUACGGGCCCCCAAACUACGUCUUCUUCAGCAACGAGGAUCCCUCGAGCACUCUGGCCCGCAAGUACACGGAGAGUCUGCUGUCCCCGCCCGGCCUGGGACACCGCUGCGUGCAAGAAGAGUCCUCGCCCAGGAGGUGCGAAGUCCCGGCAGGCGCCCCGGUGUUGCCCGAGGGGGCCGACGAGGCGGGAGAGCCGGGCCUGUGCGGCUGUUCCAGCGGCUCUCAGCAGUGCAGCGCCGGCGUGGGCGGUCCCCCUCCGCCGGCCCUCCGCAGCGUCACCGGGGACGUCCUGCUCAACGUGACGGGGCGCAACGUCUCCGACUGGCUCCUCCGUACGUGGAGGCCCUACCACAUGACCAGGUUUGGCGGGGUCCAGUUUGGGGUGGGUGGCAGCGUGGCUCCGUUGAACUUGAGUGCCCUGGAGGAGGCCCUGUCCCAACUCAGCCUGCCCCGAGGCUGGAAUGUGAGCGGCGCCCUGCGGGCCCUGAGGCAGGCAGACGACGACCAGCGCCACAACGUCAAGGUGUGGUUCAACAACGAAGGCUGGGUCUCGUCGGCGGCCUACAUGAACGCGGUGAACAACGUGCUGCUGAGGGCCCAGCUACCCCCCGGUGCCGACGCCGGGGCAUAUGGUGUUGCGGUUGUCAACCACCCCAUGAAUUUCACUCGGGCACAGCUGCAGGAUGAGCUGCUGAAGCGCGGUGGCCUCAGCCUGCUGCACGCCACCUGCGUGAUCUUUGCCAUGUCCUUCGUGCCGGCCAGCUUCGUCAUGUUCCUGAUCGAGGACCGUGUCUCGGGCUCUCAGCACCUGCAGUUUGUGAGCGGCAUGAAGCCGCUCCUCUACUGGGUCGGCACCUACACCUGGGACCUGUGCAACUAUGCGGUGUCUGCCCUGCUGUGCAUCUUGAUCUUCUUGGCCUUCAAGGAAGAUGCCUAUGUGUCCUCGGAAAACAUUGGGGGCCUGGUGCUCCUGCUCCUGCUCUACGGGUGGUCGAGCAUCCCGCUGAUGUACCCGGCCUCGUUUGCAUUCGAGGUGCCCAGCUCGGCUUUCGUGGCCCUGGCGUGCCUCAAUGUGUUUGUGGGCCUCGUGAGCACAGUGUCCACCUACGUGCUGGAGCUGUUCGACGACGAGGAGUUGCGAGCAGUGUCCCGGGUGCUGCGCAAGGCCUUCCUGGUGCUGCCCCAGUACUGCCUGGGUCGGGGCCUCAUGGACAUGUUUGCCAACCACCUGGCACAGCAGGCCCUGGCACGCUUCGGCCUGCAGGCCUUGAGGCACCCCCUGGAGUGGGACUUCCUGGGCCAGAACCUAGUGGGCCUGGCCUGCCAGGGCCUGGUCUUCUUCCCGUUCACCCUGUUGCUCCAACAUGGCUUCUUCCUGGCCAGGAAACAGCCGACGGUGGCCCCGAACAACAGGGAGCUCUCAGACGAGGACGAGGACGUGGUGCGGGAGCGAGCCCGCGUCCUCUCGGGACAAGCGGACGACUCCGUCCUGAAAGUGGAGGGCCUCACCAAGGUGUAUCGCAGAGAUCGGCGUCCCGCCGUGGACCGCCUCUGCAUCGGGGUGGGUCCCGGCGAGUGCUUCGGCCUGCUGGGAGUCAAUGGGGCAGGCAAGACGUCCACCUUCCGCAUGCUCACGGGGGACACGCCCAUCACCGGGGGCGACGCCCACGUCUCAGGAUUCAGCGUCCGUACGCAGCUGGACCAGGCGCGCCAGAACGUGGGCUACUGCCCGCAGUCGGACGCCCUGGACCCCCUGCUGACAGGCUGGGAGCACCUGCAGUUCUACGCCCGUCUCAGGGGCUUUCCCGAGAAGCAGGUGUCCCAGCUGGCAGACUGGGGCCUGCGGCAGCUGGGGCUGCAGCGCUGGGCCCACCAGUGCGCAGGCACCUACUCGGGCGGGAAUAAGCGCAAGCUGAGCACGGCCAUCGCCCUGCUUGGGGAGCCCCCCCUCGUCUUCCUGGACGAGCCCACCACGGGGAUGGACCCAAAGUCCCGGCGCCUCUUCUGGGACUCCGUCCGGGACGUGGUGCGGGACGGCCGCUCGGUGGUCCUCACCUCCCACAGCAUGGAGGAGUGCGAGGCCCUUUGCAGCCGCCUGGCCAUCAUGGUCAACGGACGCUUCCGCUGCCUAGGGAGCAUCCAGCACCUCAAGAACAAGUACGGCCAGGGCUACACGGCGACCCUAAGGGUGCAACCAGGGGCCCAGGCCCGGCUGGGGACCCUGCUGGGGCGCCUCUUCUGCCCCGGGGAGCUGGUGCUGGGGGAGCGCCACCUGGGCCAGCUGGAGUACCAAGUGAGCCCCCGGGUGGCCCCCGCCAGCCUCUUCCGGCGCCUGGAGGAGCUCCGGGAGGAGUGCCCGCUCGACGACUACUCGGUCACUCAGACCACCCUGGACCAGGUGUUUGUCCACUUUGCCAAGCAGCAGGGCGACGGGGAGACGGCAGGGACGGCCCAGGACCCGUCCCCGAUCCCUCCCCACAGGAGGCUCUCGAGACGCCAACUGGAGCUCAUCGAACUGCCGGUUCGGGAGACUGCCAUUGCCUGAAGUGCGAGCUCUUUCCUGCCGAGGGCCGUGCGUGUCCAGGCACGUGCCCAGCCUUGGCUACGAGAGCCGUCACACCACCCGGUGUGGUGAUGUGCCGGACGACACCCUUUCGGCUCGCAUCGCAAGUUCCCAAAGAGUAUCGCUGGAAUUACGCUGGCACAGUUUUGGUCACCUCCAUUCCCUACAGUUUUCUAAACGCCGUGUGCUGGUACAUCCAAACCCAAAUGGCAUCGGGUACCUACAAACUGCCAGCAGCAGUGUUGUGCAAAGAACGACGGAAGGUGUGUGCCCCUCAAUGGAUAAAGAAUACUCUAAUGGCAGUUCAGAAUAGUCCCCCAACAGAAAUAUGCAACAUCUGGCGGCCAAAAACCAAUUAUCCGAGGCCACCAUAUUUUAAUUGUAAGCUCAGGACGUAUUGGACACGAGUGCUGUGUAUGAGCGUUCGACUUGUAUUUCCACUUGUUACUUGGGCAGGUGUGUGACUUUGGGCCCUGCUCCAAUCGCACCAUACACGCUGAAAGCAAAGACCAAAGCAUGGCGACCGCUAAUGUUGCUCGAUAGUGUUUUGAAAAUGGGUCAUUCUAAACAGAUGUCCAUUUUGUGAAAAUUUUAAUGCUUUCUGCCCAUAUCCCAUGGUUACCAUGUUGAUGCGGAAUGCCGUCGCAAAGUGCAGUUUUGUUUGGAAGGUGUCUUUUAAGAAAUCUUAAUUGAACUAUCUCAUAACCUAUUGAUUUCUACAGGUGUUUAGGGUUAGGCGGGCUAUCACUUUUUCUAAAGCAUCUCCAAAAUGUCCGUCAAACCUGGCAGAUACGCUCUAACCCUUUGGAGUGUCUCUUGUGCCUUUGUCUGUGAUAGAUUUGUGAUGGCAGAGUUGCCUGAGGUGCCUGGAAUGGGCAGGCUGUCGCAACAUGCCCCACAAUGAGUAUGCGGGUGCUCACUUACUCGUGGGGAGGCUUUGGAGCCUUUUUUGUUGACUUGUUAUCCCACAGCUUGUUUGUUACACUCGGAUGUUGCAUUUUGUUUUGACUUUUAAUUGUUUAUUGACGCAUAUUGUCAAUCGCAUUGAAGCUCGCAGAGCAGAGAUCUGGUCAUUUCAAAAAUAGUUUGAGGUAGAGGUUGUACUUUUGUUUGUCUGGCAUACGUUCGGAUUCAAGACUUUCGAAUGGGAACUUUUGUUCCUCACAAACUUUACACCGGUCUUAACGUUGCCCUGAGAGCUUUAUCUACAGUGCCUGAGCCUCUUCUGCGAGCCUAAGCCGCAUGCGGAAGCUUGCACGUGACUUAGCGACACUUAAAGACGAACAAAUCAGCAUUUAGUCUUAAAACAGACGUUGUCACUGGUUUUACAAUCGACACAUUGUUGGGCUAUCAUUGCAGUUUCUCGAUUCGCUAGAAACAUGUAUUUGCUCGCUUUUGUGACGCAAAUGCGUGUCGUCCACUAAGUAAUGGCCACUUGUAUCAACUUCAAAGCAAGGCGAGCAAUCGCACAUUUGGUCCUAGCUUUGUGAUAUAGUACACUGUUCCUAAUUUCUACCUUUAUUUCCCUCAAAUGUGAUUGUUUUACCACGAGCAUAUUCAUUAAUUUUAUUUUACAUGUAUUUUGUUAGGUUCUAGCAUUGAAUAUUUCUAUGAAUAAAGUAUUUUUAUCAA